Drosophila guanche is the source of this 1815-nucleotide messenger RNA. RefSeq names its product adiponectin receptor protein (gene AdipoR). The transcript is spliced from 7 exons. Bases 179 to 1501 code for a protein of 440 amino acids. The record is from RefSeq and is a predicted model, not a curated record. Gene Ontology annotation, molecular function: signaling receptor activity. Gene Ontology annotation, cellular component: plasma membrane. NCBI's taxonomy places the organism in Eukaryota, Metazoa, Arthropoda, Insecta, Diptera, Drosophilidae. Gene Ontology annotation, biological process: adiponectin-activated signaling pathway.
ACGUCCGCGGUUACACUGAAACAUUCUGAAAAAUAAUUAAAUCCUGAAAUUAAAGUUAAAAAUUGUUAACUGGGCCAAGUGCUAACUUCGAAGAUUCUUUGGAGUUACACCAAGAGCAGCGCAAGCUUCAGGAAGCGCAUAAAUAUAACUUUUUGUUUGGGAAGCUAAAGGGACUGUCAUGGAAUCUGCCACGGAUCUUUUUGAUCGCAAGAAGUCGGUCAGCGAUUUGUCAGCCGAGGUGGAGGAGACUUCCACUGCAACCACUGGCUUGGACUCGUCUGGGCAAUCGUCUGCGGGUGCGGCGACCACCGCAACCACAACGGCCACACAUCACGGCAGCGAUGAGGCCGAGGAAGAUAUCUUCGAGCAGGUACAAAUGAUUCUUCGCAAGCGACGCGGCUGGGGACCAGAUGACUCUCUCAGCACUAAUGAUCUCCAUUUGCUGGAAUACGACGAUGAGCUGGGCGAGGAGGAUGAUGCCGGAUGUCCACUGCCCUCCACACCGGAGGACACACAGCUCAUCGAGGCUGAGAUGACGGAAGUGCUGAAAGCUGGUGUGCUGUCGGACGAGAUCGAUUUGGGUGCAUUGGCUCACAAUGCCGCUGAGCAGGCCGAGGAAUUUGUACGCAAGGUCUGGGAGGCCAGCUGGAAGGUGUGCCACUACAAAAAUCUACCAAAAUGGCUGCAGGAUAACGAUUUUCUACACCGUGGACAUCGCCCACCGCUGCCCUCGUUCCGGGCGUGCUUCAAAUCGAUUUUCCGCAUUCACACGGAAACGGGAAACAUUUGGACACAUCUGCUGGGCUUUAUUGCCUUCAUUGGCGUGGCUGUUUACUUCAUUACGCGUCCCUCAGUGGAGAUUCAGACACAGGAGAAAAUCGUAUUUGGCGCCUUCUUUAUCGGGGCCAUCGUUUGUUUAGGAUUCUCAUUUGCUUUCCACACACUAAGCUGUCACUCUGUAGAGAUGGGAAGACUGUUUUCAAAGCUCGACUACUGUGGAAUUGCGUUGCUUAUUAUGGGAUCUUUUGUACCUUGGCUGUACUAUGGUUUCUACUGUCAUUACCAGCCAAAGGUGAUUUAUCUCUCUGUGGUCUCUGUCCUGGGCGUGCUCUCCAUCGUUGUCUCACUGUGGGAUAAGUUCUCGGAGCCAGCACUCCGUCCAUUGCGCGCUGGCGUUUUCAUGAGCUUUGGACUGUCUGGCGUCAUUCCAGCCAUUCACUACAGCGUCAUGGAGGGCUGGUUCAGCCAGAUGAGUCGUGCCAGUUUGGGUUGGCUUAUUCUCAUGGGUCUACUCUACAUAAUCGGUGCUCUGCUGUAUGCUCUACGUGUGCCCGAGCGUUGGUUCCCUGGAAAGUUCGACAUCUGGGGACAAUCGCAUCAGAUAUUCCACAUCCUUGUGAUUGCUGCCGCCUUUGUGCACUAUCAUGGCAUCUCCGAGAUGGCCAUGUACCGUGUCAUGUAUAGCGAAUGCACCGUGCCGAUUGAGCCUGUUACCUUCUAGAAGCUGAUGUGGAUACUGAGGAUACAAUCAUACAAUCAUAUAUAAAUAGAAUCCCACACAUACGAGUAUAUUCACAUACACAUUACUGCGAUUUAGCGCACUUUUACAAUGCAACCAUUUUUAGAGUUUGGUGAGCAUCUGUACCUUGUUAUAUGAAUAGAUAAAAACCCGAUCCAUAUUCCAAACAUAAUUUACGCGCAUUUAUCAUCAAAUUCAAAAUCGUUCAUUAUACAAAAGGAAAAUCUAGCAAAAGUUGAUUAUCGAAUGAAAUUUGCAGUAGAGUAAUUAAUAUAUGUACAAGUAUUUAUAAAAUU